ACAGUGGAGCCGUGCACGUUCCUCAUUGGUCUCCAAAAGCAAAAAAAAACAGGUGACGCAACACGGAAGUAUCGGCGAGAGUCUUCGGGCUGUGUUGUGUUUACCGAGGCUGUGUGUGAAGGCUCUUGGAGAAACAACAACGCGACAUGAAUGUGUUUUUUUCCGGUGUCCUGCUUCUCCUGUGUGCACGCCACACCGACAGCUGGGAUGACGGCAGCGUACUGCUGCGGGACAUCCAGGCACUGACUCUGUACAGGAACCGGUACACCACAGCCAGGCGCUCCAGCCCGAUCCCUCAGCUCAAGUGUGUUGGAGGGUCAGCGGGCUGCCACGCCUUUGUCCCAGAGGUGGUUCAGUGUGUGAAUAAAGGCUGGAAUGGAUUCGAUGUGCAGUGGGAGUGUAGGACUGACAUGGACAACACAUAUCGAUUUGGUCACAUUGAGGUGAGCUGUGAGGGCUACAGCCACCCUGCUGAUGCCUACAUACUGAAAGGGUCUUGUGGGCUGGAGUACACACUGGAACUGACUGAAGAGGGCCAGAGGAGGGCUCACAGUAGCAGGGGUUCCCGUGGUGGGUUUAAAGAUCUCUGGGGAUUUGCCUCCAGUUUCUUUAGUGGUUCAUCAGAAUACGGGCAGCAGCAUGACCGUCAGAGCUCCUACCCUGCGGGCACUCAGGACUCAGGAGGCCUGCUGGUUGUUGCUGUGCUUCUGCUCUUAGCCUAUGGCUUCCAUAAACUGUUCCUAAGUGGGAACAACACUGGGGGGCAAGAUGAUGGACCAGCUACACAUUCUGGACAUAAUUACCACGGCUCCAUGGGUGGACCACCCCCACCAGGAUUCAAACCAGACUACACAGACUACCCUGGAGCCAACCCCAGUUAUGGUUUCCACAGUGAUUACACUCACAGACACCAGUACCCAGGAGGCCGGGCAGCUUCCGGCACAGGAGGGGGCUUCUGGACUGGAAUGGGAACAGGCGGGGUGCUUGGAUAUCUUUUUGGUCGUCAGAGAAGCCAGCCCUACAAUUCUAACUACCCCACUCACACUAACAGACCUGCCAGAGAACCUCCCUCUUCCGGGACACGCGUUACUUCAGGUUUUGGAGGAACCAAAAGAAGAUAGAAGCCCCCCCCCAAUUUGGACACAUUUUCUGCAGUGGACAGAAUAUGACUAAGUGCAUUGAUCUGUUUGCUGCUCGCAGGCUGUAAUCCUUUCUUCAAGCAGAGACGUCCAAACAGAACUUUACUGCUCGGUUAUGUGUUUCUUGGAGAGCUUGCUGUGGUUCAUUAGUUUCUGUCAGCGUGUGGUUUGGGUUUUAGUCUAAAAGUUUUACCGUCGAGCAUAAGAAGCUGGCAUUGCUUUAUUAAAAGGAUAAUAAUGUUUCAUUGAUAAUUAUUGGAUUUGUUAUUUUUUAUUUUUUUUUUUGCAGGCAAGGUAAAUAUUUGAAGUCUUUAACUGCAACCUUCGGCUCAAAUGUCUGUUACGGUGUUCCUCUGCUGAUGCACCUUUUCAUUUCCAAUAAAUGAAAUAUAAGAAUUGACAAAAUGGUUAAUAAAAUGGUGUGUACUGCUGCUCUCUGGCUUUGUGCACCAGCUAAGAAAAAUCCUUAGUCUUUAGAAAAUCCACCUUUCAAUCAUCUGUGCAUACUCAUCACUGGAUGAGUUUGCACUACAGCACAAACUGAUUUUAAAUCCUCAGAUUUCAGUAGGGCUGUGCGAUAUGACCAAAAUCUCAUAUCCCGAUAUAAAACAUUUCUUAUCCUGAUAACGAUAUAUAUCACAAAAUAGUGUUUUUUCUGUAAAUUCUGUGAAUCUCAGGCAACUCGACUUGUUUUCAGCUUGGCCUCGUGGCAUGACUGAUGCAUGAAACUGUAUAUUAAGUUGUAACGGCCGUCAUUUUCUUUGUAACUAUUUAUUACAUGGCAUGUUGCAGGGAAAAACCUGGCGGCUCUUUUUUGCUUCUCAUCCAUAAACUCUCUCCAUACUCUUUCACGUGAUUCUUGCGUAGGUGGUGGAAGAGGUUUGUCGUGUUUGAGUCUGUGGUGGGGACCAGUUUACAGCAUAAUUUGCAUAGUACAGUUUUCUGGUCCGUGUCAGACUUUUGCAUAACCAAACCAUGUCCAUGCUACAGAGGUAGCCCCUCGUUAAGGAAUAAGGUCCUCGAUUGGUUUUGACUGGUCCUUCUGUUUGGAGCUGCCUGGUUCUGUCUCAUCUUCACUGGCUAUGCUGGUAUUCUCUGUGCCUGCAUCCACUUGGUGACUGUAAGCGCCAUUUAUUGUUACUUCAUGUUUUUAUUUGAGGUAAUUUGUUUGAUGCAUAUUCUGAAAUUUGAUGUUUGAUAAGGAAUUCCUUGUCAUCCCCCCAGCCGCUGUUUGUGAGGCCCUGGUUGAGGCCUUUAUAACAAAAACAAAACAGCUGUCAAUAUUUAAGAAAUGUUUUCUGAUCUCACUCAACAUCACACACCAACAGAAGAAAACUGAUUUCUACAAUCCUCAUUUUAAUUGCAUAUUUAAAAUAUCAAAACAAAGUGUGCACACUUCUCAUACCUACCCUCCGCUUUCCAGAAUGUAUGAGACGUACAUGCACAGAUGGGCCCACACUAAAUACAAAUAAAUAUAGUGCAGGACAGUGGUGUGCACCCUUGCGCCUGUACUAUGUGGAAAAAAGGUUAAA
Messenger RNA from Oreochromis niloticus (Nile tilapia), 2671 nucleotides. It is a transcript of the gene saraf, whose product is annotated as store-operated calcium entry-associated regulatory factor. The coding region runs from base 147 to 1121 and encodes 324 amino acids. The transcript is spliced from 7 exons. The record is from RefSeq and is a predicted model, not a curated record. Lineage: Eukaryota; Metazoa; Chordata; Actinopteri; Cichliformes; Cichlidae. Gene Ontology annotation, biological process: regulation of store-operated calcium entry. Gene Ontology annotation, cellular component: endoplasmic reticulum membrane.